AUGGAUCCAGAUAAGUGUGUGCAUUAUUUCUUUAGUAAUAACCAUGGUGUGAUGGCUAUGAUGCAAUGUAUUGGGAAUAGAAAUAUGUCUGUUUAUGUGAAGGCUGAACUAGUUGUGGAGUAUGCUUUUGAGAAUGAGGAUGCAGGGUAUGCAAGAGUUAGAGGUUAUAGUAUUGGAGAAAGUGAAAUUGAUGAUGGCUUUGAAGAUGAUGACUUCUCUUCUAAGGAUGAGGAGCAUUUGGAAGCAAAAAGGCAUUUAAGGUGGGUAAAGUUGCAUGAUAUAAUUAAGAGUAGAUAUGAUGAAGCAACAAGUGCACCACCUUGGAAGAAUUCAGAUACAGUCAAGAGAAUAAAUGCUCAGGAGAAGAAAAGUGGGUAUAACACUGAGUAUAUUUCUUCAGAUGAUAAUAUUGUUCACUCAUUUCAAGUGAAGAGGAGAGGAAUUAAGAGGUUGUACGCUGCCAAGCUUCAUGAUGAGGAAACCUUUGUCAUUAAGACCUUAAGAGGUUCUCUUAACUAUGUUAGAGAACCUAUUAAUAUGCAAGUAACAUCUGAGUGGUUAAGCAAUGAGUAUUUGUUGGUGUUUAAAAGGAAUCCUAAUUACAAUACUAUAGAGAUGAAGGAUGAUGUGAAGUUAAAGUUUGAUGUUGAUGUGACCCUAAUAACCUGUUAUAGAGCUAAGUGGAAAGUUCUUAACAAGCUUAGGGGGACUUUUCAGAAGCAUUAUGCUAAACUGAGGUCUUAUGUUACUAAGUUACAAAGAAUUGAUAAAGAUGUGAGAUUUGAAUUGAAGUCUAAACUAGACAAUAAGGAAAGAGCAAUGUUAGUUAUUGUUGCUAAGGAUGCUAAUAACAAGAUGUAUUAUAUAGCAUGGGCAGUAAUAGAGAGGGAAAAGCAGACUUAG
Ricinus communis (castor bean) is the source of this 903-nucleotide messenger RNA. RefSeq lists its product as uncharacterized. The transcript has 6 exons. The coding region runs from base 1 to 903 and encodes 300 amino acids. The record is from RefSeq and is a predicted model, not a curated record. NCBI's taxonomy places the organism in Eukaryota, Viridiplantae, Streptophyta, Magnoliopsida, Malpighiales, Euphorbiaceae.